Larimichthys crocea (large yellow croaker) is the source of this 2070-nucleotide messenger RNA. It is a transcript of the gene gdap1, whose product is annotated as ganglioside induced differentiation associated protein 1. The coding region runs from base 45 to 1133 and encodes 362 amino acids. The record is from RefSeq and is a predicted model, not a curated record. Lineage: Eukaryota; Metazoa; Chordata; Actinopteri; Sciaenidae. The transcript is spliced from 6 exons. Gene Ontology annotation, biological process: mitochondrial fusion; mitochondrial fission. Gene Ontology annotation, cellular component: mitochondrial outer membrane.
AUGUGCUGUCCUCACUUGUCCCCUAAAAAACACUAACAGAUAAAAUGGCGUCCGAAAACAGCUCUGUAUCCCAAGAUGAGAAAACAGCUCUUAUAGAGACAGACUCGGAACAAGAUGUGCAGCAGCAGUGUGAUACAGUUGCCAAACUGUGCGAGUCAAAGUUAACGCUGUAUCACUGGACGCAGUCGUUCAACUCUCAGAAGGUGCGUCUGGCCAUAGCAGAGAAAGGUUUGCACUGUGAAGAAUAUGAUGUGAGCCUACCGCUCAGUGAACACAACGAGCCCUGGUUCAUGCGCCUUAAUCCCACUGGUGAGGUGCCGGUCCUAGUCCACAAUGACAACGUCAUUUGUGAUCCAACACAGAUCAUGGACUACUUGGAGCAAAAUUUCAAUGAUGAGGGCACUCCCAAGCUGAUCCCUGAAGAGGGCAGUACAUACUAUCUCAGAGUGCAACACUACAGAGAGCUGCUGGACUCGCUGCAGAUGGAUGCCUACACCCAUGGCUGCAUCCUCCACCCUGAGAUCACAGUGGACUCCCACAUACCUGCAUAUGCUGCCACAUGUAUACGAACGCAGAUUGGAAACACACAAACGGAGCUAAAGAAACUGGCAGAGCAGAACCCAGAGCUUAAAGAUGCUUAUAUAGCAAAACAGCGGCGCUUGAAAUCCAAGUUGUUUGACCAUGACAACAUGAAGUACCUGAAGAAGCUUCUGGAUGAACUGGAGAGUGUGAUGGACCAGGUCGAGACAGAGCUCCAGAGGAGGGUGGAAGAAACGCCUGAAGAAGGCAGUCAGUCCUGGCUUUGUGGUGAUUUUUUCAGCAUGGCUGAUGUCUCUCUGGCAGUCACUUUACACCGCCUCAAGUUCCUCGGCCUCUCCCGCCGCUACUGGGGCAACGGUAACCGUGUGAACCUGGAAACAUACUACGAGCGCGUGGUGGAGCGCCCGGCCUUUAGGAGAGUGCUGGGCCAUGUCAACAACAUCCUGAUCUCCGCUGUCCUUCCUGUGGCGUUUCGUGUGGCCAGGAAGAACGCACCGGUGAUUUUUGGCACCACUCUCUUAAUAGGUGUUCUCGGAGGAGCUACAUACCUUGCUUUUCUUUACAUGAAGAAGAGGCUGACUCUCUCCAGCUGAGGGAGGCAAUGUGUGUUCCAGUUGCUUUGGGACGGAAUUAAGGGCUGCGAGGUACAUAAACACAGAAAUAUGAGAAAUGUCGCCUACGUCAUAAUUUAAAUUGCGUAAAAUUAAAGUAGAGAGUUUGAUCAUUCAGCAGGCAUCAGUAAUAUUUAAUUGAAACAAACUUUAAUUGUGUUGUUUUCUCUGUUGCUGGUUGCACAAAACGCACUUUCAAUCUGUAUCACACGCCAAAGGAUUGACUUCAACAACCAUACUGGUAUCUUAACAUGUUUUUGCCAUCACAUAUGCCACAUCUCGUGUGAUUUUGUAGCUCUGCAAAUGAAGAGUCAGCUUCCAAACAGCAUUGUUUGUUUUUACAAUCCAUACUUGCACAUGAAUGUACCAUUCCUCUCUGACAAAACUGAAUAUAUAUAUAUGUUCCAUGCGAUUCAGCAUAACUUGAUACAAAUGUACAAAAUACAAGUAGAUUUUUUUUUACAGUGCCAAAAGUUGUCAUGUAAGGCAUACUUCAUUUAUAUUAGUGUAAAUGGCUGCAAAAACACCAGUAUGGUCAGACACCCUAAAUCUCUAUUAGGAGUCUAAUAUGUGUUGUCGUUGUAACGUCCAUUUGCAUGUUAGAAAUGUUAAAAAGUAUACUAGAAAUCUUCAGCGUGCUUUCUGUGACCAAGUCUGCCAGCGUCUGCCAACCAACUCAUCUUUCUAGCAGUUACCAAACUGCACGUCAACACAAAGGCUCCGUAGGAACUCACUGUUAUCACACCUGCACUCAUGUUUUACUGUACGACCGAUGAACAAUUCUUUGAAAUAUUCUCUAUGUAACAAUAGCUGAUUGAAUGAAUGCUUCUCCAGUCACAUUCACAUCUUCAGGCUGUCAUAUGCAACAUCUGUCUGAAAUUAAAAUGCUCCCAAACAGAUCUACAGAGUUUCCUGUCAA